This is a messenger RNA of Wallemia ichthyophaga EXF-994, 1065 nucleotides long. RefSeq lists its product as uncharacterized. The coding region runs from base 1 to 1065 and encodes 354 amino acids. The record is from RefSeq and is a predicted model, not a curated record. Gene Ontology annotation, molecular function: nucleotide binding. The transcript has a single exon. Lineage: Eukaryota; Fungi; Basidiomycota; Wallemiomycetes; Wallemiales; Wallemiaceae.
AUGAUAAACGUGGCAAUAAUUGGUGUUGGAAAUUCAUCUGACUUGCACAUUCCCUUCAUAGACGCAGUCGACGACUUCAAGUUGACACAUGUACUCGAGCGUAGAGCUACGAAAGAAAACAGCGUUGCGAGAAGCAAGUGGCAGCACUUAGAGCCUUUUACCGUCAUAAACGAUUAUAACGAUAUCCUCAAAGACACUAACGUCAGCCUCAUUGUUAUUACCACUUCAAACACUUCCCAUUACAACCUUACCAAGGAAGCACUCAAAGCAGGCAAGAAUGUGGUUGUUGAGAAACCUUUGACACCUUCAUCAGAGCAAGCAUUGGAAUUGGCUGAUUUGGCCGUUGAAAAAGGUUUAAUCUUGAGUGUAUUUCAGAACAGAAGAUACGACAGUGAUUUCCUUACCGCUAGCAAGCUCAUCAAGGAUGGUAAGCUUGGUGACAUUAGCUCAGUUGAGUCGCGUUUCGAUAGAUACCGUCCACAAAAUAAGGGUGGUUGGCGUGAGGAAAACGUACCAGGCUCCGGUGUUCUGUAUGAUUUGGGUAGUCACUUAAUCGACCAGUCUGUGAAGCUGUUUGGUAAACCUCAUCAAAUCAGCGCUAUCGUACAAAAUAGUCGCCAGAAAGGUGAUUUAUCUGUCGAUGAUAGCUUCACUGUUCACCUUCAUUACCAAAACAAGAUUCCACUGAUUGUCACACUCGGUGCUUCUGUUUUGGCGUGCUUCAAUGAUCAGUUGAGGUUUAAGAUCAGUGGUGAAAAUGGCUCAUUCAUCAAGUAUGGAUUUGAUGUUCAAGAAUCACAAAUCAAGGCUGGGCUGAAUGCACUUGAUGCCAACUUUGGCGUUGAUGAUAAGAAUGCCCAUGGAACGUUUACCAACUCAGAUGGCAAGACUGAAACUGUAGAGACUGUAAAAGGUGUCUGGAUCGAUUUCUACAGAAAUGUCGCCAAUGCAAUCAACAAAACUGAGAAGCUUGCUGUCGAUCCUUACUCUGCUGCUCUUACCAUCAGACUGAUUGAGUUAGCCCAUCAAUCCUCCAAGGAGGGCAGAAGAAUUGACAUCCCAUAA